Phytophthora nicotianae INRA-310 is the source of this 1068-nucleotide messenger RNA. RefSeq lists its product as hypothetical. Bases 1 to 1068 code for a protein of 355 amino acids. Lineage: Eukaryota; Oomycota; Peronosporomycetes; Peronosporales; Peronosporaceae. The record is from RefSeq and is a predicted model, not a curated record. The transcript is spliced from 4 exons.
AUGAACGCCGCGGAAGCGAGUGAAAUUGUACACUGUAUGAGCGACGAGGAAGACCAGCAGAUGCAGGCUGCGAGGUUUCAGGCGCCCGACGGGGAAGAUGCCGAGAAUUGGGCGCUGCAGUCCGUGGCUAGUGUCCUGCAGCGAGUUCAAGAAGCUCCGGGCGAUGAAGUGAGCGUGGAGCUGCUGGUGCGUCAACUGGAGCGACUACCAAAAGAGGCACGAGCUCAACAACUUGUUCGUCUGCUGCUCGAGUCACGAGAAGAAUCCAUCCCGAAACAUGCUGUACUCGGUAUUUGGGGCAAGCUAAUAUCCGGAAAUAAAACCAGGACGUCAGGAAAAGCUAGAGCGAAAAGUGCGGCCAACAUCCCCAUCAUUCGUAGUCGGUUCCUUGAGUCAAAACGAAAGCAGGCAGAGUGCGAUCUCAAGUUACUCCAGAAUCGAAUUGCAUUGCUUCAGCAUGAAGAAUCGAAAGCUUGGAAAAAAAUUGCGCAGACAAAAGACCGAGCACAAGAAAUCCUCGAAAUGCGCCUAGCCACGUUGCAACGUAAAGAAGAAAAGUCAAUGCACCAAAUAGAGCUCGAACGACAAUCUCGAUCCGCACAGAAGAAGCAGAACGGGCUCAAGAAGGAGUCGGUGAUUAAGAAGAAGCACGCAGCCAUUCAGAUUAUCUCCAAGAAGUAUCAAGAUGUAGAGCAGGUAAAGUCAGAGAGCAAACGACUAAAAGCAGAGCGCGAGCGACUGCAGUUGUUGCAAGUAGAAGACGCACGAGCUAAGCGUCAGGCGAUCAGACGACAGGAGGACGCUCUCAAAAAGAAAAAGCUACAAGAACGUCAGCAAGUUGAUGAAGUUGCAGUCCUGCGUUUGAUGAAAAAGGCUAUAGCAGAGGAGCGACAGAUUCGGGAGCAUCGUAAAAAGGUAAAAGAGAUGGAGGAGGCUGAGCGCUCGUUGAUCCAAAGACUACAAGGCACUCAGUUGAUACAACGAGAAGCCUACUCUGUACUUGAGCAAGCUCUAUUGCGAACUGAUCUCAAACGUGCUCAUUCGGUCGCUCCGUUAGGAGACAGAUGA